AUGUCUACAAUUGGCAGCAAUAGUUCUUCCCCUCGUCGCCUAACCUUCUUCACUCCUCCCGAAUCCCCCCAAUCCCCCAGAACCUCACAAUCAAGCACUCGACGGGCCUCCAAAGUCAUAACUUCGAGCCCACGAAAAAGAGUUUCCUUCCCCGUCUUACCACAAAGAAUGGAAAUACCAAGAGAUCAGACCUCAUGGCGACAGAGAAUAGCCAUCAUACCAACUUUAUGGUCUGAAUUCAUUACCGCGGUUCACCAUCGCAUUUCCGUGAGAAGACUCAUCAAGGUGAUUAUUCUUAUCUACGCAACUGCCCUUAUUGUCCGCGUCAUUGAUAUUCGUGUCUCCUUGGGGAAAAGUCCUGGGUACGAAAGAGAAAAUGAAUAUACCCACGGCGGAGAGCAAGACUUUCUGCAGGAAGGAGAAGAUGAAAAUGUUUACGAGAGAGAGCAAGACUUUCGGCGCGAAAAGAAACAAUUCACACACGGACAUGAUAAUCACGACGGUUUUCACAUUCCACAACAACUCGAGCCCUACGAGUUAGUCAGUCCAUUAAAUGAUCUCGCAAAUCUGGAUAUCAGUCCUCAGCUUCAUGUCUUGAAAGAUGCAUAUAUCGAUUCACGAUAUGGACUUAGCAGACUAAGAGAGGGUCUGCCAGAACUGUCAAAAAAUUCUCCAGCACUAAGCACCAAGAUUCGAAAAGUUCGAGAACAGGCAUGGACAAUCUCCGAAGCUAUUGAGGGGUUUUCAAAGUUCAUAGAUGUUUAUAUAGGUACCUUCCAGCGAGAAACAGAUCAUCUCAGGGAAGAACUCGCCAAAGUGAAGCCUGGAGAUGAACGUGCCGAUCUAAAUCUAGAAGAUUGUAGAAAAGUGGGCACAAUUUGGAUCAGUCACUACAAACGAUUAAAGCUAAGGAUGAGAAAUAUAUGGAGGAUGAAAGAUGUAUUUUCGAACAUUGUCGACUCGGCCGUUAGAGAUAGGAAAGAUCUUGAAAAGGCAUUUAGGAAAGCCGAGUCCGGUAUGACCAAAGAAGCAAAAAAGUGGGAAUGGGAUAAUUAUGAUUUUCCCUCCGCGUACCAAUUCUUUGAACGAUUUAGUCGAGGUAGAACUAAAGACAAAAAUUGGGGGGGCUAUGAUGAAACGAUGAGAGAGUUGAUCAUAUACAUAGAUAUAUCACUCAAGGAUGCCAAUGGACAAACCGAAACUUUGAUGGCAAAGUUCCAGCAGGUUUUAAGCGUUGAUGAGAAUGAAGCAGAUGUGGGUUCGAUCAAUGUUCCGACGAUUUUCAAUCAAUUGGAGGCGCUGAAUCUUACCUUUGAGAAAUAUAAGCGGGUCAAAGUCCUGAUUGAACGCGUGAAAGAGAAGUCGAUGAAGGAAUUGGGAAGAAGACCUCAUGAUUCGAAAGAAAGGAACAGAUAUUAUAACUAUGUUGCUAGUCAACAGAAAGAGCGUCUUGAUAAGCACAUCAUCACCCUGAGGGACAGGAAAAAGGAAGAGUUUUUGCAGGAGUUGGAAGAAAGAAGAGUCAAGCAGAGUCAGAAGGGGGGAUAA
Molecule: messenger RNA, 1548 nt
Organism: Botrytis byssoidea
Lineage: Eukaryota; Fungi; Ascomycota; Leotiomycetes; Helotiales; Sclerotiniaceae
Exons: 1
Coding region: 1-1548 (515 amino acids)
Source: RefSeq, a predicted model, not a curated record